UAAAUAUAAAAAUGAUCUAAAUUCUAAUCCAACCAGCAAGCCAGGUGGCCACCAUCCUUCCCAGCUGGCGUACAAAUCCGAAACCCUUUGAAAACCAGAAGCAAUUUGCUCUGAAUAUUCACAAGCCAGUAACUACUCCAUUUCCCCCCUGAAUUUUCCGUCCUCCACCGCAGCUCUCUCUCUCUCCUCUCUGAACUCGUCCUCAUCGGAAGCCAGGCCAGCUCUUUGAUCGUCGGAACCGACGAUUACUCAUGGCGUCCCUGAGUUUCGCGCCCCAGCCGCUCGGCUACCGUCCACAGUCGGCGGCCCGGGGCGGGUUUCUGCAACUUCAAGCUUGUGGCUGCCGCCGGCGGCGAGAAUGGAAGCGCGGCAGCGGAGCCGGAUCUGAGUGUGACGGUGAACGGAUUGAAAAUGCCUAAUCCGUUCGUCAUCGGCUCUGGUCCCCCAGGGACCAACUACACUGUGAUGAAGCGUGCUUUUGACGAAGGCUGGGGUGCUGUGAUUGCCAAGACUGUAUCGCUAGAUGCAGCUAAGGUAAUCAACGUAACUCCUAGGUAUGCCAAGCUACGGGCUGGAGCAAAUGGCUCAGUCAAAGGACAGAUAAUCGGUUGGGAGAACAUAGAGCUUAUAAGUGACCGACCCCUCGAGAUAAUGCUGCAGGAGUUUAAGCAACUGAAAGAGGAAUAUCCAGAUAGGAUUUUGAUCGCUUCUAUCAUGGAGGAGUACAGCAAAUCGGGCUGGGAGGAACUCAUAGAUCGUGUAGAGCAAACUGGAAUUGAUGCUUUCGAAAUCAAUUUCUCUUGCCCUCAUGGUAUGCCUGAGCGUAAAAUGGGUGCAGCAGUAGGGCAGGACUGUGUUCUAUUGGAAGAAGUUUGCGGAUGGAUAAAUGCAAAAGCUACUGUUCCUGUCUGGGCUAAGAUGACUCCUAAUAUCACUGAUAUAACAGAGCCAGCUCGAGUGGCUCUAAGAUCUGGAUGUGAGGGUAUAGCAGCUAUUAACACCAUCAUGAGUGUAAUGGGUAUCAAUUUGAAGACCUUACGGCCAGAGCCCUGUGUAGAGGGGUACAAACGCUUCUUGGACAAUCAGCCAAUUUCUGCUAUGUUAUAUACGCAUGUAUGUAUAUUCUUCAUAUGCUCACUUUGUUGGUAUCAGGUAUUCAACUCCAGGUGGGUACUCUUCAAAAGCAGUGCACCCAAUUGCACUCGGAAAAGUAAUGAACAUCGCCAAAAUGAUGAAGGCAGAAUUUAACGACGAUCACUACUCGCUCUCUGGCAUUGGGGGUGUCGAGACAGGUGGUGAUGCUGCUGAGUUUAUUCUCCUUGGAGCGAGUACAGUUCAGGUGUGCACGGGAGUGAUGAUGCACGGCUAUCCCAUGGUGAAGAGACUGUGUGAGGAGCUGAAGGAAUUCAUGAGAACGCACGAUUUCUCAUCCAUUGAAGAUUUCAGAGGAGCAUCUCUGGAGUACUUCACAAGUCACACUGAUCUGGUACGGCGGCAGCAAGAGGCCAUUCGACAGAGGAAGGCUGUGAGGAAAGGUUUGAAGUCUGAUAAAGAAUGGACCGGAGAUGGGUUUGUAGAAGAGACUGAGAGCAUGGUUUCCAAUUGAACACCGUUUCUGUCUCUGUCUCGAUCUCCAUCUCCUUCGGUAUCGCCUACUUGUCUGUUCAAAAUGGAACUAAUGAAUAAAAGAGAAGCGUAGCUAGGGAUGCUGUUGUCUCAUGUCUGUUAAUAAUAAUAAACUGUGAAGGCUUGCUUUUGCUUACAUUAUAUGUGCAGUACUACGAACACGAACAUUAAAUCUGAACAGUAAAUCAUUAGAGCUUGUGAAUUUUACUAUAUUCUCUUUAUAUUAUGUGAUUAUUAACUUUGUGCGGUAAAUGUCAUGAUUGGUCCCUAAGAUUACUAAAAAAAAUGUUAAAUUUGAUUACUAAAAAUAUUUAAUUUCAUUCGUGGUCAUUGAAA
Linum tenue is the source of this 1962-nucleotide messenger RNA. The record is from the annotation of a GenBank genome assembly. Lineage: Eukaryota; Viridiplantae; Streptophyta; Magnoliopsida; Malpighiales; Linaceae.